CUCUGUGAAGAAAAGUCAAUAAAACAUGUGCUAACCCAGAAACAGCUACCUUAAACGGAGUGGUUUAUCCGCCCUAUCUUUGUCCGGUUUGAGUGUUUGUAGCUGGAAGCUAACAGAACGUGUCCCGCUAGCUUCGCGUUUAGCUGAUUAGCUCUGCUCCUCCCCGGAUGCGGCCGAGCCAGAGUUCACGGGAGCAGCCAUAAGUGCUGUUGGACGCCCUCGCCAUGAUGCUAGGCAGCAGCGCGCUGGUCGUGGUCCUCUUGCUGUCGCAGGCCAGAAGCUUCCUGAGCCCCCCAGAGGACGACAGCAUUCCUGAUGGGUGGGUGUUGCUCCAUGUGGUCCAGGGCCACAUCGGGGCGGGAAACUACAGCUACCUGCGCCUCAACCACGACGGGAGAAUCAUCCUGCACAUGCAGAGCCUCAAGGGUGAUGCGGACCUAUACGUGUCGGAUAAAACCCUCCAUCCCAGCUUCGACACCUACAAGCUGCAGUCGGCCACCUGUGGCCACGAUGUGGUGGUGGUUCCAGGGGAAUUUGCUCGGCCCGUGGGCAUCGGUAUUUACGGGCACCCGUCCCACCAGGAGAGUGAAUUUGAAAUGCGAGUGUUUUAUGAUCAGACUGUACCCCAGGACCCAUUUGAAAAGGGCUCAUACUCGUCCGAACGCGAGCGUGGAGAAAGAAAAGCUGCUCGGGCAGCAGAGGAUGACUUUCAGGAAGAGGAGUCCAUCUUCUGGACUAUUUUGAUUGGACUUUUAAAGAUAAUACUUGAAAUAUUGUUUUGAAAGUAAUUUACUUGGCGUUGUGAUGCGGAGGUGAUUCCUACAUUAAAAUGGACUCGGUGUGUGGAUAGCAGCAGGGAGAGUUGAGGAACACAACAGCUGGUUUUAAAGUGGAAAAGGAUCACGGUGCUGAGCUCGAGGUCUCUGAUGUCCUCCAGAGAACAAAAUGAUCAGAUGAAGGAGCAGAGGACCUUUUCACAUCACCUGUCUUACCUUGAGGAACCUGACUGGGUUUGGUUGUUCAUGCCCAGCAGACUGGGGCGCCUCCUUUGUGGUUAGAGCGGUCUGCUGCUGACUCGUCAGUCUGCCUCUGGCUAGCUCAAAGAUGGACUCCAGCUCUGCACAUCAAAGCCAGAUGACUAGCCACGCCCCCUUUAGGUGGUGACCAUGCAGGGAAAGGCCAAAUAUUACCACUCUGCUCUUAAAACACUUUAAAUCUUCUUGUCAAACAAACUUUAAUCAGUUUCCUUUUCAGGUUCAGCUUUGAUUUAGUUGGUUUUAUUUCUGGCUUCAGCUGUUUAACGAGAGAAUGUGUUGAGACCUCUCUGCCCUUUUGGUUGUUCCUUUAAACGGUUUAUUCAAACGAGGCGGCCGUGUGAAUGCAGCUGUUCCAACAGCUCCAGGAUCUGACCCACUCGGGCUUUGGGAUCAGACUUAAACUCCUCGUGAAUGUGGGGUUUUUUUUUUUUUUUUUUGAAGCGACAGAUUCAACCGCUGAGCAGAAACAACAGUGCCUUGAGACAACUGGAGCAGGUUCUUUUUUAGACAAUUCAGCCAGCUUUCAGAAUAAAACUUUUGCAUAUUUCA
Molecule: messenger RNA, 1586 nt
Organism: Nothobranchius furzeri (turquoise killifish)
Lineage: Eukaryota; Metazoa; Chordata; Actinopteri; Cyprinodontiformes; Nothobranchiidae
Gene: c7h6orf120
Product: chromosome 7 C6orf120 homolog
Source: RefSeq, a predicted model, not a curated record